Sarcophilus harrisii (Tasmanian devil) is the source of this 1486-nucleotide messenger RNA. RefSeq names its product adenylate kinase isoenzyme 1. The record is from RefSeq and is a predicted model, not a curated record. Gene Ontology annotation, molecular function: AMP kinase activity; ATP binding. The coding region runs from base 101 to 739 and encodes 212 amino acids. The transcript is spliced from 6 exons. Gene Ontology annotation, cellular component: cytoplasm; cytosol. Lineage: Eukaryota; Metazoa; Chordata; Mammalia; Dasyuromorphia; Dasyuridae. Gene Ontology annotation, biological process: nucleoside triphosphate biosynthetic process.
GAGAAAUGCUGAGUUAGGACCAAAGGGGUUCUGGAAGUACAAGAUCCAAGAGGGAGAAGUUGGCGGGCAGGGUCAUUAAGCCCCCAGGGCUACUGGGAAGAUGGGCAGAUGCCAUUCCAAGCUGCCCCAGGUGGGAAAACCCCUGAGGCCUCAGCAGAAGGAUCUGCUCAAGUCCUAUCGGAUCAUCUUCGUAAUGGGGGGACCAGGCUGUGGCAAGGGGACACAAUGUGAGAACAUGGCAGCCAAGUACGGCUUCUGCCACGUGGGCCUUGGGGAGCUUUUGAGGGAGGAGGCAAAUCAGGCAACUGUGCGGGGCCAGCUGAUCCGGGACAUCAUGCUGAAGGGCCUGCUGGUGCCCACGGGUGUGAUUCUGGACAUGGUGAGUGACAACAUGUUAUCCCGCCCAGAGAGCAAGGGCUUUCUCAUAGAUGGAUUCCCUCGGGAGCUCAGCCAAGCCAAGGAGUUUGAGCGCAUUGUGGGUCGCUCCCCCAACAUCGUCAUUGUCUUCGACUGCUCCACGGAGACCAUGAUUCACCGGGUGUUGCUUCGAGGCCAGGAAGAGCACCGUGAGGACGAUGCUGAGGACAUUGUACGCCAGCGGCUGGAGACCCAUUACACCCUGUGCGAGCCCAUCCUGGCUUUCUACCAGCAGAAAAACCUUCUCCGGAAUAUCCUGGCAGAAGAUGCUGCAGAAAAUAUCUUUGCCAAAUGCUGUUCCGUCAUUGACAGUCUGCAGUAGAACCAGAAGCCCUCCCUCCACCCCCACUGGAGGUCCACAGCUCCAAGAUGCUACACCGCCAGGACAGCCCAGAGCCUCAGCAUUACCAACAGACACUUCCUGGGGCCCUCCAUGAGGACGCCCCUGGACACAUUGUCUUGCCGAUUGUUUCUCCCUAUAAGAUGUUAUGGGGAGCAAUGGGCAGUUGGACAAGUGCCAGUCGUGAAACCUGGGCGACCUGGGUUUAAAUCAGGAUUCAGAUGGCUGCUAGCUGUGUGAGCCUGGGCAAGCCCAGUGACCUGUGGAGCCUUUUUCCUCAACUAUAAAAAAGAGCUAAUAUAAUUCUCAUGCCAUCUAAUACUUCCAGGGGUUGUCAUGAAGAAAGUGCAUUAUGAGUCCUACAGGGCUAUAGAGAAGGGAGACAGUUCUCCAUCCUUGGAGGACAGAGAUGGCCGGCCUCUUUUCCAAGGGUUCAUGGGGGCCUAGAGAGAGUAGUCUGUGUGGUACAAUGGGAAGAAUAAUGACUUUUCAGAAGACCAGAGUUUGACUAUCAGCUCUGGGCCACUGUGGAUGUCACAGCCUCCCGGAGUGCUCAGUUCCCUCUGUAAAAUCCAGCCCUAAACCCCGGGAUACUCAUGUAACCAAUAGCUGAUACCCUGAGAAGCAAAGCUGGCUGACUUGUACUCAUGUCUCCCUUCUCCUCAAGACUACACUGUGUCUCCUUGGAGGGUUGAGCUUUCAUUCUCCUCAAAUCUCUCUCCUCCAUUU